AUGUUUCUGGUUGGUCUCACCGGUGGCAUCGCUACUGGCAAAAGCACUGUUUCAGCAAUAUUUCAGGAAAACAAUAUUCCUAUAAUUGAUGCAGACAAAAUUGCUUAUUCAGUUGUGGAGCCCGGAAAACCGGCAUAUUUAAAACUUCGAGAGGAAUUUGGUUCGGGUAUUUUCGACGAUGAAAAUGGUGGUGUGCUUAUACGAGAAAAACUUGGUCAAAUGGUAUUUUCAGAUCCAGAGGUUAGAAAGAAAGUAAACAGUAUUACUCAUCCAUUGAUACGCAAAGAAAUUAAAGCACAAAUAUGGAAACAUUUUUGCUCUGGUGCACGAUUUGUCCUUCUUGAUCUUCCAUUCACCAAAGAGCAACAACUGACCAGACUCCAAAAACGGAACAAUUAUGAUGAAGAGACAGCUCAAAAACGAAUAGCAGCACAAAUGCCGCUGGAACAAAAAGUACAGCGAGCCACCCAUGUGGUCAACAACUCAGGAUCUCCAGAAGAUACGCGAGCACAGGUUGAAGCAAUUAUUGCUGAACUGAAAUCCAGUAAUCUAUAUUUGAUUGUACGUGGAUUUAUUGUUACUGUUGGUUUGUUGACUGUAUUGGCCGCUGGAUGUAUCAUCUCAUAUUUAUAA
This is a messenger RNA of Enterobius vermicularis (human pinworm), 633 nucleotides long. The record is from the annotation of a GenBank genome assembly. NCBI's taxonomy places the organism in Eukaryota, Metazoa, Nematoda, Chromadorea, Rhabditida, Oxyuridae.